Molecule: messenger RNA, 819 nt
Organism: Rodentolepis nana
Lineage: Eukaryota; Metazoa; Platyhelminthes; Cestoda; Cyclophyllidea; Hymenolepididae
Source: the annotation of a GenBank genome assembly
AUGCGCAUUGUGAAUAAGGGAGCAGACUAUUAUCUCAUUCUUGGUGUCACUGAAAGUGCAACGCUUCAUGAUCUCCAUAAAGCCUACCGGAGAGAGGCUUUAAGAUAUCAUCCAUUAAUAAAUAAGGACAAAUGUGAAGACACUUUCGAACAGUUUAAAUGGAUUUCUGAAGCCUAUGAGGUUCUUAAAAACCCAAUUCUUAGAGCACGUUACGACCAAUACGGCGAAGUUGGUCUUAAGAAUGGCAUUCCUGGGGAUGUCAGGAAACCUGUUAAAUUUAUUUAUCAUGAUGAUCCAUACAAAACGUUUCAAGAAUAUUUUGGAGACUGGAAUCCUUUCAAAGAAAUUGAUAAUAAAAUUGCCUUCGAGAUAUCUCAGAAUUUCAGUUUUUCGGGGUGUUGUAGUCACGUAAAGAAAGCGGAUCCCGCAAUAGUCCCUCUCCAACUUACUCUGGAAGAAAUUUAUAAUGGCUGUCUCAAGAAGGUGUCUGUUGAUUAUAAGGCAUUUGAUAAAGAUUGUCAAACAACGAAUAUUAAGAAGAAAUCAUUUACUUUGGUUGUUCAACCAGGUUUUAAAGAGAAAGGCCGACUAAUUUUUUCUGGAGAAGGAAAUCAAGGGGCAAACGUGCUGCCUGGUGAUAUUAUUUUUGAAGUUACUGCUUUGGAGCACCCCUUCUUUCGACGUGAAGGACUCGAUCUUUACCAUACAGAAAAGAUCCAUGUCGGCCAAGCACUGCUUGGAUGCGUUGUUGAUAUUCAAACUUUAGAUAAUCGACUUCUUCAUGUUCCAAUUUCAAACGUCAUCAGGCAAGUUAUUUGA